Aphidius gifuensis is the source of this 2196-nucleotide messenger RNA. Its product is annotated as protein phosphatase PTC7 homolog. Lineage: Eukaryota; Metazoa; Arthropoda; Insecta; Hymenoptera; Braconidae. The record is from RefSeq and is a predicted model, not a curated record. Bases 513 to 1424 code for a protein of 303 amino acids. The transcript has 5 exons.
AAAAUUAAUGAAAAAAGAAGGGAGAGACUGAGAGAGAAGUUAUUAAAUAUUCCAGUGUGUUUUUCUGAUGUAUGUCAUGAGUUUAGAUAAUUUUUUAGACAAUUAAUAUUAGUUGUAGCUGGUUUUUGACAAAAAAAUAAAAACAGUUUAAUAAAAGUGUCACAUGAAAAUUAAAAAAUUAUUUUAUAUAAAAUUUACGCAUUAGCAUUUUACAACAUGAGAACUUGAUAAAAAAAAAAAAAAAAAUACAAUAAUCUACGACAAUUGAAAAAUAAAAAAUGAUGGUCCAGAAAGUGAUGAUUAAUUAUAAUUUGUGAAAUUUAAUUGUGUUAAAAAAAAAAUAAAAUAAAUUAUUUACUAAAUUCUUUAUUAUUAAAUAAUAAAAAAUUUUUUUUUUUGCUGUUAAUAACAAGUUAUUUGUUGUAAAAUGAUAUUAAUCAAACUGGUUAUUUAAUUUUUUUAAAAAUAUAAAUUAUCUAUUUAAUUGUUAAAAAUUAAAUAAUAAAUAAAGGAUGCAGUCAAUUUAUUGGACUGGUAGAUUACUAACACGUACUAUUUGGAAUGGAAUAGCAAAUUAUUCAGCUUGUGCUGAUCCUGGUUUUGUUAAAUCACGUGAAGCAUCACUUGUAUCAGCUGUUUGUGGUUUUCCAAAAAAUUUUGGUCAUGAAAAAAUAAAAAAAGGACAAUUUGGUGAUGAUGCAUGGUUCAAUGCAAAAUUUAAAUCUGUUGAAGUCAUUGGUGUUGCUGAUGGUGUAGGUGGCUGGCGACAUUAUGGAAUUGAUCCUGGUGAAUUUUCAAGUUUUCUUAUGAGAACAUGUGAACGUCUAGUCACAAUGGGCAGAUUUGUACCAUCAGAACCAGCUGGUCUAUUAGCUAAAAGUUAUUAUGAAUUAUUAGAAAAUAAACAACCAAUUUUAGGUAGCAGUACUGCAUGUGUUAUUAUUUUAAAUAAAGAAACAAGUAGUAUUUAUGCUGCAAAUAUUGGUGAUAGUGGUUUUGUAAUUGUUAGAAAAGGUGAAGUUGUUCAUCGUUCAUCAGAACAACAGCAUUAUUUUAAUACACCAUUUCAAUUGUCAUUACCACCACCAGGACACUCUGGUUUAGUUUUAAGUGAUAGUCCAGAAUCUGCUGAUACAUCAAGUUUUGGUGUUGAAGAUGGUGAUGUUAUUCUUCUUGCAACAGAUGGUGUAUUUGAUAAUGUACCAGAUCAAUUACUAGUCACAGAAAUGCAAAAAGUUGAAGGUGAAAAAGAUCCAAAAAAAAUACAAGGUGUUGCUAAUACAAUUGCAUGGAUGGCACGUAGUUUAGCAUUUGAUGAAGCUUUUAUGUCACCAUUUGCACAAAGUGCUAGACAAAAUGGUAUUGAUGCCAUUGGUGGGAAGCCAGAUGAUAUUACGGUGCUAUUAGCGACUGUGGCAAUUUAAAUAAUUUUCAUCUGUAAAUUAUUUAUAUAUAAAUAUUUUUUUUUUUAUCUUUUUUCCUCGUCACAACAAUUAUUUCAGUCAUUGUAUUAUAGUUCAUUUCAUGUAUUUUCCAUAUUUAAAUUUUUUAAUUGUUUGUUUACUUUUGAUUAAAAAAAUUAGUCAAUUAAAAAUUCAAACAAUUACUUUAUUUAGCUUUGAAAAAUUACUCAAUUAUUUAGAUAGAAAUUAUUAUUUUUUUUUUUUUAGAAAUGAAAUGUUUUUCUUUCUUCUGUAUUUAACUUUUAUUUGAUUUUUUUUUUUUUUUCUAUAACAAAAAAAAAAGCAAUAUCCAAGUUUAUGAAAGAAAGAAAAAAUUUGUGUAUAAAAUUUUUUUUUAACUACACAGAUUUAAAAAAUGUUAGACUUUCAUUUUUCUAUAUAUAAAUUAUAGAAAAUUUAACAAAAUUAGAAGAUAAAGAUAGACUUGUUCGUUCUAAUGAGACUCAGAUAAUAAAAUGAAAAAGUAAAGAAGAGAAAAUUAAAAAGUUCACAUAACGGUAAAAGUUAAAUGGACUAUGAAUAAUUAUUAAAUUUAAAAAUCAAAGUAAAUACCAAAAUUCAUUAAUAAUGUAAAUUAAAUUAUUAAAGAAAAAUAAAAAACCACAAAUGUUAUUCUGAAAAAUAAUUAAGAAUAAAAAAAAAAAUUGUUGACAAUGUCUGAUUGCAAUAUUUGUACCAGACGAAUAAAUGAAAUUUAAAUAAAAUAAUUAUUUAAAAAAAAAAAUAAAAAAUA